This is a messenger RNA of Anastrepha ludens (Mexican fruit fly), 3026 nucleotides long. It is a transcript of the gene Adat1, whose product is annotated as tRNA-specific adenosine deaminase 1. Gene Ontology annotation, molecular function: adenosine deaminase activity; RNA binding. Bases 130 to 1521 code for a protein of 463 amino acids. Gene Ontology annotation, biological process: RNA processing. The record is from RefSeq and is a predicted model, not a curated record. The transcript has 2 exons. Lineage: Eukaryota; Metazoa; Arthropoda; Insecta; Diptera; Tephritidae.
UAAAAGGAUUCAAAAUAAUAAGACUUUCGGUGAUACUUUCUUAAUAUUUUUCUGAAAUUAUUUGGCGAAAGUCUUAAAAUAUAACCCUAAUGGAAACAGUACUAAUUUUUUUUUUUUUUUUGAUGGAGAAUGGUGCAUCCUAAUGUAUAUUCAUACAUUUAUACAUACUUAUUUAUAUUCCAGUGCACAAAACAAUUAAUUGAAUCAAUAAAAUUGUCGAUCAUGGAUGUGCCGACAGCUGAAAAACUUGCAACGCUAGCCUUUCAACAAUUUAAGUUAUUACCAAAAACCGGAAAACCUUCUGCCAGUGAAUGGACAAUUUUUUCGUCAAUUCUGUUGCACAGUGCGGCUGAAGAGAAGACUGAAGUGAUAUCAAUAGGAUGUGGCACCAAGUGUAUAGGUAAAAGUAAACUUUGCAGCCACGGCUUCAUCCUGAACGACUCCCAUGCAGAAGUGCUGGCUAGACGUGCUUUACUACGUUACAUUUACUACCAAUUGAAGCAAGCUUUAGUAAGUGAUUUAUGUAUUUUUCAAUGGGAUUCUGAAAACUUAGUAUUUCGACUACGGCCAAGCCUUAGUUUUCAUUUCGUUAGCACACAGACACCCUGCGGAGAUGCUUGCAUACACCAAAAUACAAGCGUGAACUCCACCACUCAUCAUAAUCAUGAAAAUACUGAUGGACCAACUGCUACAAAAAGGACAAAAAUUGAAAAUAAUAUCUCAAGUGAAACUGCCAAGUCUGCUGACAACGUAGGAUCUGCUCUAGAUGCGUCUGCUGAUAAUGCCAUCUAUACUGGUGCAAAACUAAUUGGCUUAGAUGAUCAGCAGGAUGCCAUGCUGCAAAAAAUAGGCGCGGUGCGUACAAAACCGGGGCGUGGCGACCGCACACUUUCCAUGUCGUGUAGCGAUAAAUUAGCGCGAUGGAAUGUGCUUGGCGCACAAGGAGCGCUGCUGGAUUCCCUACUUGCAGAGCCUAUCUACUUCAAAUCACUUAACUUUUGUGGUAACCCUCACAACGAACCAGCUAUAAGACGUGCCAUCUAUGAGCGUUUUAUUGAUAGACAUUUUACUUCUUGUAAAUAUAAAAUUCAAAAGCCAGAAAUUCGCUUUGUUCCGGGAAUUACGUUUGAUUAUGCUGAGGAUAAUGACCGGCGGAAUCCAUCACCUACUGGACUUUCCUGGUGUAAUAUUGAUGAACAUUUAAAACCUUAUGAAAUAUCUGUAAAUGGCAAGCGGCAAGGUGUCACCAAAAAACGAAUGAACACUCCACAGGCCGCCCUUAAAAUUGCCAAAUAUCAUCUCAUGAAUGAAUUUGUAGAACUAUUAAGGUUGGAACCGAAGUUGGCGGAAAAAUUUCAGAUCAAUCAAAAUCAACUUUCCGAAAUGAAAUACAACCAAUUUAAACAACUAGCAAAUGACUAUCAAAGCACAUGGGCACUGGCAAAACAAAUUUACUUUCAACAAUGGACGCAAAAACCUCCAAGUUUGUUGGCAUUUUGUUUGACUGCAGAAGAAACAUAAAUGCAAAAAAAUGUGUUCAAGGGUACCUGAAAAGUUAAUCGAAGGGUAAAGACAUUAGACUAGUAUGCAAUUUGUGUUAGUAGAUCAGUGCUAUUUUUAUAACGUCAUGCAUUAAUGUUGUACCUGUGUAUGCUGUAGGAAGUAUGUAGUUAUGAUUGAAACACAUAUUUGAAAGUGAAAUUUUCUUAAUUCAUUUAUUUAUAAGUAUAAGUCCGCUAUAUAUUGAUGGUAUAUGUGUAUAUAAGAGUAAAUAUGUAUGUAUGUAUUGUAUAUGGAGGAUUUUUAUGCAAUUCUAUAAAGAAUAUUUACAAUUUUUGCUUACAAUCAAUCCGACACAGUGUUUUGUUUUUCUUCAAAUAGUUCUUGAAAGUAAAUAAUUCAAGUUAUUAAUUUUUAUUUCCAUAUAAGCUAAAUGCGUAAAAAUGUGAUGUUAAGCGUUGUAGAAAUGAUAGAAAACCAUCGCAUAUCAAACAAAAGUUUGUCUUCCAACCUUUCAUAGCUCAAACUCAAAAUUAUAAGUAUUUAAUUUAGCCCAAAACAAUGCGCAAGACUGAGUUAAUUUCUAAUUUCAAUUGAUAAAUGCAUAUUUUUGUUAUUGUACUACUUAAAUACAUUCCGCGAAGUUCAAUUAAAGACACCUUGCUUUUCCUUAAGAACAUUUGAAUAAAAACUCUGAAGCACAUGCAUUUUUCUACGUUGUGUAGUUUACAAGGCGUCUGACAAAUAAAAAAUUCUUUAGUUAAAAUUAUUAAAAAAAACCAAACGUGAAUUCGUUUAAAGGCACAGCUUCGUAAACAAAAAAAAAUUGUUUAGAAAGCGCAUGGGAAAUGUGUAUAAUAUAAAAAUAAUAGUAGAUCCAAUUUCCAAAUUUGUUUAUCACUUCAAAAGCUUGAGAUUUACAUCCUUCCACUCCAACGGCAUUACUCAAUCAUGUACGUUUAUGCUGCUACAAUAACAACCAUUUCUUCAUAACGAAGUUGCGUAGCACUUCUAAGAUCUGAUACUUACGACGGAGCACAUGCUUCGAUCGGAUGGAAGUCCAGGCGCCGUGAUUGCCCCUCUAUUACUUGAAUCUGCUUAUCCUGGAGCCAACUUCGGAUAGCGCGUGACGCAAGUAUGGCAGUAUUAACUUGCUGAAAUAUGGACGCUUCAUAUAGUAAAUUCAACAAAUUUAUGUAGCCGUCGGAGUUCAUACGUUUGGUAUUUCGAACAUGGGUGUUCUGUUACGAUAACCUAACCAACCCAACCCCUCAAACAACAACUUCAUACCAAAGAUUCGCUUAGUAUAAAAACACUCAGGACUCUGCAAAUCAUACCAGUAGUAAUUAAAACAAUCGGGAGUGUGGAGAUUGAGUAUUUUUCGUCUGAAAAUAUCACAUUUUUACACCUAUCGCUCCCACUAAAUGUGUUGUUUGGCGAAUUCUAGUUUGGGAUGUUUGUGUGACACAAUCAAAGCUGGUUUCAACUUAACGGUCGCCGUGGCCAAAUGGGUUGGUAAUUAUCAA